UAAUGGAGGAGGAGGGGUAUAUUCCUGAGGAUGAAAUAGAGGAGGAAGAGGAGGAGUUUGAUGAGGAAGGAUUAAGAUUCCGUUGGAAGAUAUCAACCUAUUCUCUCUCCGGACUAACAAUUCUCCUCAACCUAAUUAUCGUCCUAAUCCUUAUCUUUAAACGUAACCUAGGAUCUACUCUUAAUAAAGUAAUUUUUCUGGUUAGUUUGGCGGACUUGGGAUUUGGUAUGUGUGUAAUACCAUUCUUUGUUGAUAACUAUGUGGAGAAUAAUUGGAACUUUACACAAGAGUUCUGUAGAUUUUAUACGUUCUACUUCACAUUCCACGAUCUUUUUCAAGCUCUGAGUUUAAUAUUCGUAUCUAUAUACAUAUCCUUUAAGUUCACAGGAAUGUCUGUAAACACUGUUGGAUGGACAAGAACAAAGUUGGGAAUGAGUCUCAGCAUUGUCGUCUUCUCUAUUCUCCUCGCACUUCCGGCAACUUUACACGCGGGAAUAUUCCAGGAUCCAAGCAGCCAGCAAACUUUUAAACAGGAGUGUCGAACCCUGGAUAUCUACACUAUGCCGAUCACCUACAUCUUUUCCUCCUCUAUUCUCUUUUGCUUCUCUAUGGGGUUCCUGUUCUCCCUGUGCAUCCUAGGAUCUCCCCUCCUCAAGGGAGCAUAUGAUCCAGAGGAACAUUCGAAAAAAUGGAGAAUAAUUCUCACACUCUCCGUAGUGAACAUUCUGUAUAUAAUCUGUGGGUUCCUGCUGAACUUCAAGGAGAUCUCCAGGUUCCUCUUCAAGUGCUGUAACAUCAUCAAACCCUUCUCAGAAUUGAACGACAUCAGUUAUGAUGCUUGGAGUUUCUCCCUUCUCAGCUCCCGUACUAUGCUCAGACCUGGAGUUUAUCUUCUCUUUUAUCAGAAAUAUCUACUGGAGAAACCUUACUAUUACUAGAAAUUAAACCCUCAUGUACUUUACUAUGUACGAAAGUGCAGUGUACGCGGGUUUAUCAAAGAAUGUUAAUAAAAUACAACUUUUGUUACGUUUAUAUUUCUGGCCAAUUUAAAUUUGCUAAUUCAGUUCAUAUGACAAACCAUAUCAUUAGAAGAAAUUUUACUUUAAAAAUAUAUCGAUUUCUCAGUCUAAGUAAUUUUAUAAAAAUAAACUGGUAGACCCAUAAAACUUUGGAAUAGGAUGACGACUUUUAGACUCAAGUUAUUGUAUAAAUUGUCUAAUGAAUAGGAAACUGAACAGCGAUGGUGCAACGCAGACAUGGACAAUUUUCACAUAAAUUGAUUUUAAAGCUAUUUGUAUUUGCACCAAAUGCUCAAAGGGUUGCUUUAAUGUCGUCUCACUCUUCCACAGUUUUACGGGUCUCAUUGAUGUAAUGAUUAUUUUUACAAAAUUACUUCUUUUUUUAAAUUAUGUGACUAUUCUAAAAUCCCUUGUACAAUGUACAAUGUACAAUGUACUUGCUUAUAAAAUUAACUGAUAACUGUACAAAACAUGUAAAUAAUAAUAUUGUAAAAAGUGUGAGAUUAAUAACUAAUAAAUCGAUUUAAGAUGUUCA
This is a messenger RNA of Eurytemora carolleeae, 1554 nucleotides long. Its product is annotated as histamine H2 receptor. The transcript is spliced from 7 exons. The coding region runs from base 3 to 938 and encodes 311 amino acids. The record is from RefSeq and is a predicted model, not a curated record. Lineage: Eukaryota; Metazoa; Arthropoda; Copepoda; Calanoida; Temoridae. Gene Ontology annotation, molecular function: G protein-coupled receptor activity. Gene Ontology annotation, biological process: G protein-coupled receptor signaling pathway. Gene Ontology annotation, cellular component: membrane.